GUCGAUUUUGUUUAACCUUAUCUCGCCAAUGAUGUCGUGGCUUAUUCUCCACUACAAGAAAAAUGAUGAAUACCCGCCCGAUUUAGCGUCCCACAUUACUGGCAAAUUUAUUAACAGUUUUUGUGUGAAAUUCGUCGGGUCAAGUAAUUACCAGUGGAUUUAUGCUUCUGACAGUAAAUGUGUUGGUAAUAAUGAAAAAAAUGGAAAAAAUAGAUUCAAAGCAGAACUUUUGCUUUCUGGCAAUUGGUACACCUGAAGAGAGAAGAAUAUGGAUUUACCAGGCACGGAGGCUAACUUCUCUCGGUUUCUCCAUUCUUUCAGAGUUCAGUGAAUGCAUUUCAGGUGCUCAGAAUUUAAAUAUUGUGACAUCACUUGUAAUGCGUCUCUUGGUCAUGUUUACUGAUCCAAAAGGAUGGAAAGGCAUUGUUGAUGACAAUCGUCAAGAUGCAGAUUUAGCAUUAGCAGCGAAGGAUUUAAUUCAGUUCAUCGUUAGCAAUAAAAGUGGUAGGCUAGAUAUAUAACUGCACUUGAUAAUUAUUCUUGCCAGACAAAAAAUAUCAUCCCGGCAGAUGAACUUUUUUUUAUUACUGCAAGUGCGAUCAUUUUAGCCGUGCGUCCAUUUUAUCUGACAAAU
Arachis stenosperma is the source of this 634-nucleotide messenger RNA. RefSeq lists its product as uncharacterized. Lineage: Eukaryota; Viridiplantae; Streptophyta; Magnoliopsida; Fabales; Fabaceae. The record is from RefSeq and is a predicted model, not a curated record. The transcript is spliced from 2 exons. The coding region runs from base 162 to 521 and encodes 119 amino acids.